GGGCUCGCUUAACCCCCCUUUCUCCCCUCGACCCCCACGCGAUCUCGCUACCCGCCGCCGCCGCCAUGGCUUUCUCCGCCCGGAGAAGCCUCGCCUCCAGCCUCUCCGGCCACCUCACUCGCCGUCUCCACCCUUCCCUCUCCCACCUCAUCCCUUCCCACCACGACCACUCCGAGAACACCUCCUCCUCCUCUCCCCCACCCCCUACUCAGCAACCCCAGCACUUCCCCUCCGCUGACCUUCGUCGACGCACGAGAUCCCAAAACCUAACCCUUCCCCUCCCCUUCGGCGCCCACCUGGCUGGCCACCGUAACUUCUCCACCUCCUCCUCCGGAGCACCGGAGAUCGAUGCCGCCACGGGCGUCCUCUCCGACGGCGCAGCUGGCGACAUCGAUGUCGCGGCGGACGUCCUCUCCGACGCAGCGUCCUCGGUCGUGCCCGCCUUCCCGGCUCCGUUCCCGGGGGAGGUCGCGGCCGCCGCGGCCGACUCGUUUCCCCCGGUCGCAGCCCUGCAGUACGUCAUCGACGCCGUCCAUUCCUUCACCGGGCUCAACUGGUGGGCCUGUAUUGCGCUGACGACGGUGUUGAUCCGGACAGCGACGGUCCCACUGCUAGUGAACCAGUUGAAGUCCACUAUGAAGUUAAAUGCAAUGAGGCCAGAAAUGGAGGCAAUCAACAUGGAGAUGAGAAAUGAUCCAGGAUCGAUGCUAGAGGGCAAAAAGAAAUUGGGCGAACUAUUCACAAAGCAUGGUGUUAAUCCAUUGACACCGUUAAAGGGUCUAUUCAUCCAAGGGCCUAUAUUCAUGAGCUUUUUCUUUGCUAUCCAAAACAUGGUGGAGAAAGUCCCUUCUUUGAAAGGAGGUGGAGCAUAUUGGUUUACUGAUUUGACAACUCCUGAUGAGCUUUACAUCCUGCCGGUCUUGACAUCAGUGACAUUCUUGGCCACGGUGGAGCUCAAUAUGCAAGAUGGCAUGGAGGGAAAUCCUAUGCUGCAAACAAUGAAGAAGUUCUCUAGAGUACUGGCUGUUAUGACUGUACCAUUUACAAUGCACUUUCCCAAGGCAAUUUUCUUUUACUGGGUUACAGCGAACUUGUUCUCUCUUGGAUAUGGUUUUGCUCUCCGGAAGCCAGCUGUAAGGGGUUACUUGAAUCUUCCUCAUAUUGUACCGCAGCCUGUACCUGCACAAUUGUCGACCUUUAACCUUUUCGAGGGACCCAAGUCAAUGCCAGCAGUUGAUUCACCCGCUGCAGUCAAAGGAUCUAAGGAUGAGCAGUCUAAUUCAGUGCUAAACAGUCGGAUUGUAGAUCUUGAAAAGAAGAUUGCAGAGCUCGAAAGGAAUGCUAAAUCUAGAGGCGAAUCUCAAGAUUAACAACUGACAGGAAAAUUUUGGGCACGUGAACCCUUUUUUGGUUUGUAACUUGUAUUGGUGGCGAAAGAUAUCAGUCACGUUCUAAUAUUGUACCAAGGUUUGACUUGGACUAGGCGUUAUCCUAAAUUUUGAGCAUGUAUUUUGGCGCUGUCACUUGCAGCGAAUAAACUGGAGCGAUUUCGGCAACUAAGAUCGCUCUAUAUACUGGAAUUUUCUAGUGUUUGUUGGCUUAAGCAGUGUUGCUGGUGAGCAUGAGCAGAAACCUUUUCCUCAUGGGUUAUCCAAAAAUCAAACGAUGUAACUGUUACUAGCUUUUAUUUGUAAUCAUGGAAAUUGCACAAGUCGGAAGUAUAUUGGGACUGUUAAUUGCUGUUA
Brachypodium distachyon (stiff brome) is the source of this 1745-nucleotide messenger RNA. Its product is annotated as mitochondrial inner membrane protein OXA1-like. NCBI's taxonomy places the organism in Eukaryota, Viridiplantae, Streptophyta, Magnoliopsida, Poales, Poaceae. The record is from RefSeq and is a predicted model, not a curated record. Gene Ontology annotation, molecular function: membrane insertase activity. Gene Ontology annotation, biological process: protein insertion into mitochondrial inner membrane from matrix; mitochondrial respiratory chain complex IV assembly. The coding region runs from base 66 to 1370 and encodes 434 amino acids. Gene Ontology annotation, cellular component: mitochondrial inner membrane. The transcript is spliced from 9 exons.